GCCACCAGGGAACAAAGAGCCGUGUUUACAGCUCCAGCUGUUGACACCACAAGCAGAGGGGCUGGUGAUUUCCAGCCGGAUAAGCCGCCCGUCCAUUCCCUUCCCGGAAUCCACAGAAGCCGCCCGACUGGACGGGACGGCCGCCGCCAUGGCCAGCCAGUCCCAGGGCAUCCACCAGCUCCUGCAGGCCGAGAGGAGGGCCAAGGACAAGCUGGAGGAGGCCAAGAAGAGCCAUGGGCUCGCAGAGCAACCUGGUGGAGGAGAUGGAGGCGCAGGCGCUGGAGAGGAUCACGGAGCUGACGGGGAGCUACCGCCGCUGCCUGGAGGGCGUGCUGGCGCGGGUGCUGAGCCUGGUCUGCGAUGUGAGGCCGGGGCUGCACCUGAACUACAGAGCCGCCGACUGAAGCCGGGUCCGCGGCUCCAUGGCUCCGUAAAGGGGUCUUGCAAGUCACCCGCUGGCUCCUGGCUUCCCGUCUUGUGGGAUUUUUAAAAAAUAUAUUUUAUUGAUUUUUACAGAGGAAGGGAGAGGGAACGAGAGAUAGAAACACCAAUAAAUGAUAAUAAUA
Molecule: messenger RNA, 566 nt
Organism: Myotis daubentonii (Daubenton's bat)
Lineage: Eukaryota; Metazoa; Chordata; Mammalia; Chiroptera; Vespertilionidae
Gene: ATP6V1G3
Product: ATPase H+ transporting V1 subunit G3
Exons: 2
Coding region: 149-490 (113 amino acids)
Biological process (GO): synaptic vesicle lumen acidification
Cellular component (GO): vacuolar proton-transporting V-type ATPase complex; vacuolar proton-transporting V-type ATPase, V1 domain; synaptic vesicle membrane
Molecular function (GO): proton-transporting ATPase activity, rotational mechanism; ATP hydrolysis activity
Source: RefSeq, a predicted model, not a curated record